Molecule: messenger RNA, 4602 nt
Organism: Polistes dominula (European paper wasp)
Lineage: Eukaryota; Metazoa; Arthropoda; Insecta; Hymenoptera; Vespidae
Source: RefSeq, a predicted model, not a curated record
CCUUUUCAAAAGAUGAAAAUAACUGUUAUCUUAAUACCAAGAAUCGAAAAGAAAAUAUUACUUGUACACGAUAUCGGUAUGUAAGAUUUCUGUCGAUAAAAAUGUUGCCGACAUGGCAGCAAUGCAGUUCUUCUUAGUAGGUAGAGGACGCACGUGCUGCUAGAAAUUAAGUUUUUUGUUUGGUUAGAAAUUUAACGGAAAUUGCAGAGAUAAAAGUGUUAUUAUUAGAGGAUUGUUUUUCACGGAAAUCGUAAGUUCGUUGAAUGUUGAACAAAAUCCUUAAGGAUUAAAUAAAAUAGUUCAUUUUAUUAUGGCACGAGCUCAUCAAUACAUAAGACUAUUGGAUGAUACAACUACUGAAUUUGAUACUCCACAAAUUUCUGAUUCUAAUGGAGAAGAAAUCAUAAUCAAACAAGAGCCAUGUGACAUGAAUGAUGCAAAGAUGAAUGACAAUUGUGUAUUAACUAAUACACAGCACAAAGAUAACAAUCCAACCAAGAGUAAUAGUAGUCAGGAAAAAAAUGUUCCUUCUACUGUUAAAAAUCUCAGUAAUGGUGUAAUAACUAAUCCAAACAAAAUAGUAUCUAUUUCAAUGGAUAAUGCAAUAACUACAAAUAGUAAGCAUAUACAGCAAGAGAAACGUUCAGUUAUCUUAGAUGAAAGUGAUCAAAAUGUUAAUACAUUAAAAACACAUGAUAAUAUUAAAAAAUCUUCUAAUAAACUAAAAAAGAAUUACGUACGGUUACGGCGUAGGAUUUAUUGUAACAUAUGUUUAUUAUCGUUUUCCGGUUGCGCCUCUUUGCUUAGUCAUAUAGCUUAUUACAAAAAAAUUCAUAAAUAUUUUUGUAACAUUUGUUCUUCCAAAUUUUGUUAUCACAUUAAAGAGCGAAAUUUUCAAAAAUUGAGGAAAGGUAAAUUUUUAGAAUGCCAUUAUUGUUAUGCACAGUUUCGUAUUAAGUCAUGUUUACAAGCUCAUGUAGCACAUCACCACCACAUUAAAGAAAUAAAUGAGAUGAACAUUGUAGAAAAUGAUACAUCUAUGAUUAAUCAUUCGACUGUUUCACAUUCUGUUACCCCAAUCAAACAUAAAGUAAAACAACAAAAAAGGAACAAUAAAAUGAAAAUAAAAACAGAAAGAACAAUUCAUGAAAAUGUACAUAACUCUGAAGAGAGUACGUGUAAAUUAUUAACAACGAUUAAACAAGAGGAAACAGAAAACGAUGAUCAAGUAGAUGAAUUAUCGAUGGGUCAAAUAGUUUCAAAUGUACCGAAAACUAAAAACAAACCAAAAGAAAAUAGAACGCAUUUUCAACCAUUUGUUCAAAUACACGUUAAUAAGGAUAUGAUGGAAGCUCUUUUUAGAGCUUCAGAUAACAGUGUCCUCAACAAAUCAUUGCAAUAUGAUAGUAACACUGAUAGUAAUGUUGAUAGUAAUAAUACUAUUACUAAUAGUAAUACUAUUAGUACUACUACUACUACUACUAAUAACAGUAUUAUUAGAAAAUCUUAUGCAUUGCGUUCCUUAAAUAAUUCGAGGGAAAAUAAUAAUAGCGUAACAUCGCAUACAGUUGUACAGAAAAAUAAUCAAAGCGAUGAUAAAUUAAGUAUACUUUUAAAUACAUGUAAAAAAUGUAUAAUUCCUUUGGUAAAAUGCGAUGAUAUUGUAAAUGUAAACAAACAAACUAAAUUGAAUUUCAAUAUUUUACAAUCUAAUACACUAUCGUCUGAGAUUUUACAAUCACAACAUAAUCAUAAAUCUAUUAACUUUAAAUUAACACCAAGAAAAAGAAAACAUACUACGUCUUUUGAUCUAAACAAUUGUACUCCACAAAUGAAUCAUUCGGAAGAUUUAAAUGCAAUCAAUUCCUCUAUCGAAAAAUCGCCCAUAAAAAUCACUCGAAAACGAAGUAUUUAUGGUUCAUUACAAUUACCUAUAAACAAUGAUAGUAUAAAUAAUAGGAAAAAAAGAAGAACAGAAUAUACUUGUAAGAAACUUGUUAAACAUCGAUUGGUAAGUAAUAAAAGGAUGUUUGGUCAAAAAUCGAAAAGAUCUCCGAGAAAAAAUAAUAUUAAAAAUUCCGAAGUUUCACCGACUGUUAAGAAACUUAAUACUAAAAUAUUAGAAGGCACAAAACUUUCAAUUAACAAUGUUGAAUUAAUGGAAGUUAAAGUAUCUUUGGUAAAAUUACCGGAGAUUAAAAACGAAAUAAUCAAGUCGACAAAUAUUAGAAACGAAACUUUUCCUUGUCAAAUUUGUAAUUCAUUGUUGUACUCUGAGAAAAAUCGGAAAAAACAUGUCAAGAAACUUCACACGGCCUAUAUUUCGAGUAUUUGCAAAGCGAAGUAUACCUCGAAACGACUUUUAUUGAAACAUUUUUUAAAAGAACAUUGUACGUGGAUCAGCAAAUGCUGCGUUUGUCAAGAAUCCUUUAGCAACCGAUUAUUACUAAAACAACAUUUGCUUUUACAUUGUAUUAAAAUAACUUUAUCGAAAAAUGAUCGUCCUAUUUCAAAUAAGAAUUUUCAAUGUAACCGAUUGAAAAAAAACAAGUGCAAGCCUACUGCUUUAAAAAUAAUACUGCGAAUGCAAAAGCAAAAGCCAUCGAAGAAACAUCUAAAGAUUAAUCGCAAUGAUAAUAAUUAUGAUGUUAAUAAACCAACAGAACAUCAGGAAAUCUAUAAUAAUGGUAAAAAUAAUAAUGGUGAAAAUAUUAAUGGUAAAAAUAAUAAUGGUGAAAAUAAUAAUGGUGAAAAUAAUAAUGGUAAAAAUAAUAAUGAGAAACAAACGGAACAUCAGGAGAUUGAUAACGGUGAAAGUAAUCAAGUAAAAACAACAGAACAUGAAGAAAUUAAUAAUGAUAAGAAUAAUGAAGAAAAAUCAUUAAAACUCGAAGAUAUCUAUAUUAAUAAUAAUGAUAAUGACGAUAAUGACGAUAAUGACGAUGAUAUAGUAAUAUUAGAGGAUAAUUUGAACGCAAAUAACGCUGAUAAUUGUGUUGACUUAAUAGAACUAUUAGAAAGUGAUAAUACUGAAGUUCCUUGUUCUAGUAAUAUGAUAGAAAAACCAAUACUGGAUCCUUCGCAAGUCGUUGACUCAACAUUUAUCAUUUGUAAUCCUAUCGAGAAUACGCAAACAAAACUAACAUUAAAUAUUAGUAAUUCGAUACAACCGAGUGUUAACGACGAUAAAAAUGAGUCUAUAACAGCUGUAGCAGAAAUUACAGCAGAGAAGAAAAAAUAUCCAUGUUCUAUUUGUAAACAACAAUUUCAAAAGCUUGAAAGUUUACAACAACACAAACGUACGUACGAACCGUCUUCCAGUAAUUAUUGCUCACAAUGUGGAAUAUUUUUUUCGAGUAAAAGUACAUUGAAAAAUCACACUGAUGCUACUCACAAUAUAACAAUUAAUAAUUCAUAUAAAAUGCAUUGUCAAUUUUGUAAUCAAGGUUUCCGUACUCAGAACAAUCUUCGAAUACACGAGUUGCAUUAUCACGCAAUAGCGGUAACUAUAAACAAUAGAAAAAUCACGGAUUUCUUGCAAAUUUCGAAUGGCAAAAAUAAUCGAUCGGCAGAAACUAGUUGCCAGAUUUGCGGCCUAUAUUUUGACACUGUUGAACGUUAUCAGUUACAUCAUACAUAUUUUUCUAAUGAUCAUAUAUUUCCCUGUAAAAUAUGUAACAAAUUAUUUUACGGAUUGUACAUGAUACACCGUCACAACAAACUUUUUCAUCGUUCUGCGGAUACUUUGACAUUUUGUAAAUACAAAUGUAUACAUUGUUACGAAGUAUUUGCUUCCGAGUUACAAUUUAGAGCUCACAUGUUUCACGUGCAUCCAAACAAACAAUUAAACAAAUCACCGUUAAAUUCCAUAAACUAUAAUCAAACUAAUAAAUUUUACGUAUGUUUCAAAUGUAACAUAGCAUUUUUUAGUGUUACCGAACUCUUUAUACACAUUCAAAAUUUUUCGAAUCACGGCGAUUAUAAAUGUUCCAAAUGUUCUCGUCAGUGUUAUAACUUGUCGAUAUUAAACGAACACAUGAAUUUGACUCAUCUCGAUAAAAAGUUAACGAAAAAAUAUAUGUGUAAUAUUUGCGGCGAAGUUUUAUUGUCUGAAACUUUUCUCUUGUGUCAUCACAAACACGUACACGAUGAUUUAGAAAAUGAACAAAUUGUAUCCACUGAUACUAAUCAAAAUCCUACAAAUGAUUUAUCUAUUGACGAGAUUACUGAUGACGAUGUAUUAAAAAUCGAUAAUGAACUAGCAUUACUUACAAAUCCAUCAAAUUUUUCUUGUUCGAUAUGUCCCGUUAAGUUUGACAAGGAAAUUCAUUUGAAAGAACAUUUGAUCGAAUAUUUGGAUUACGGCGAUUAUCAGUGCAACGAGUGUUCGAGGCGAUUCGCAAAUAUUGAUUUUUUGAAUAAACACGCGGAAAAUCAUUUGAAACCUGGUAUGGCCAAGACUGAAUAUUAUUGCCUUCUUUGCAACGAGGUUUGUAAAUCCUCCAUGAUUCUUGAAUCACACGUUGCUCAUUUGCAUGCACGUAUUAUUUUUAAAGAUCAUUCACCGAAAGUUGUUUAAGACUUUUGAAUUUUUUUUUUUUG